CAACUUCCGCCCUCUUUGUGACGUUGCAGAUUCAUCAACUACAUCCGGGUAAUUGUGGUGACCUUGGUCGGUUGAUCAUCAUGGCGGCUAUCAUCAGGUUGAGUUCUGUGUGUCGCAGAGGAGUUAAACCUCUGUUCUACCAAAGCACGUUGCUGGCCAGGCCACUAGUCGUACCGAACAAAUACCAGGAGCAGCCCCACCUGCUGACAGCGAGGAUUCAUUCAUCACAGGCUCUCUAUGCGGGCUCUGACUCCAAAGCUGCGUCUUUGCAUUGGACAGCAGAGCGAGUGCUGAGCAUCCUGCUGUUGGCCAUGGGCCCCGUAGCCUAUUUUUCCCCUGGUCCUGCCAUCGACUACUCCCUGGCUGCUGCCCUGACCCUGCAUGGACACUGGGGUUUAGGGCAGGUGUUGACAGACUAUGUUCAUGGAGACACAAAAAUCAAGAUAGCCAAUGCAAGUCUCUUCGUCCUGUCCACCGUCACCUUCGCCGGUCUCUGCUACUUUAACUACAACGACGUGGGAAUCUGCAAAGCCAUCGCCCUCCUCUGGAGCAAAUGAACAUGACUGUGGACUGGGAAGCUCAGGAGAACAUACACACUGGGGCAAGAGCAAUGUUGUCCUGGCUGACUGUAAAAAAUUCAAGGCGUUCUUUGUAAAUUCUUAUAAAUAUAUCAUUUUGACAAUACUGCAUUGAUUCAUAGAUGUGUAAUUGUUAUUAAUGUUGAUCACUUCAGGCUUGGUCUCUGUAUUACAUUGGUUGGGCCACCAGCAUCCAUUUUCUCUUUGAAUAUCUCAGAGUAGCUUCUGUUUAUGUUCAGCGCAGACUAAACUCAAGCUGCAGGGACGUGGGUGUUUUGAAGUAAGCCGUAAUGACUUUGACCUGUCUUACAGAGAACUGCUGAUUGACAUCUGUUUUUUGUUUUUUUUCUUGUUUUGGUCCUUCGCGUGGCUGAUUUCUUAAAUGUGUUUUGUUUCAGUGUCAGGGUGUACAUAGUAGCUUUUACUCUGAAACCCAUCAGGACUAGCGGGGCAGACUGCAGUUCUGAGCAGCUGUUGCCCGGAGUCCUGUCUGUGCAGAUUCACAGUAAUCUAAGUACUUCAGUAGACGGAGACUGGACUUCUUUUUACAUCCAAGAGGCUUCCUCAGUUCUGACUGACUGCUGGGUAAUCCCAGAUACACAGCAAUGACUACAUUGUGAACGACAGGACAGAUGGUUUGAGAGAGGAGCUAAAGUAGAAGAGCCAUCUGCAAACAGAGGAGGGGGUCUACCUCCCCACUUAUCAGGUACUUUAAUCACUACCCAGGCAGUUUCACCAUCUUUAACACCUGGACUGGUGAGUUUUCGAUGGCUAAGAGACUGUGAGGCAUGUAAACAGAGGUGAGAAUGAACAUGUGGGACUCCCAUCAGUCAGCUAGAAUUACAGAAGCCUCUUAGAUGAGAGGUGAAAACUCUUCAAGAACCAUAAAAAGUCCAGUUGCUUUCUACUGCAGCUCUUAGGAUUUUCUAGGAGAGUCGCAUCACCCUUCAAACUACCCGCUAGUUGCAGUCGUUCAUAAUGUCCACUUAAUGCUUCUUUUAUUGCAUCAUCAUGGCAUCCUAGAUCUUGGCUGAAAGGAGCAGAUACUGCUGCCAAGUUAAAGUCAGAGGUUGCAUUGUGAAACCUCCAACCCUCGGUCAUGAUGAGCUACAGUAACCGGGACGAGUGUGUACUUGCUAGUAAGAUGGCGUGUUUGUUCAGAAGCUCUGCUCUGCCAUGUUAUUGAAGGCGCAGUAAAGAUAAGGGAGGCUCGAUCUCAAGUGCAUCAUAAAUUCAAGCCAUGCAGAAAUAUUAACCCACCACUGCAUCUCCAGCUCAUGGCGUCUGGCAGUAGAUGAAUUCUCAUCUGUUAACGGUGUGUAAUCCACAGCAGGGUGUAAAGUGUGCAAAAUACCGUCCUCUAAAAGACAGUAAUGGUGGCAUGAGUGCCUCUGUAAGGUGUCACAUUGUAUUGUACUUCAUGUACAAAUUACAAUCUCCUAAUGCAGGAGAAGGCUGCAAUUUGGAGACAAAAAAGAAGACAUUUCAAAAUAUAAACGUACAUUUAUUUUGACCAUUUUAAAAUUCUUGACAAUUUUUCUCAAAGGCUUACUUCCAGGCACUGUUCCCAAAUCAGCUUAUAUGAGAACAAGACUCAGCAUGUCCAACCACAGCUCUACAUGUUAUGGUGUGAUCGUGGAACAUUUACUCGGAGCACAUACAUUCACAGAGUCCUUGCAUGCAGCCUUAACAAGUGAGAGGUACACCAGUUAACUGUUGUCACAUCUGAGCUCUGGAUUUGUUGUCAUGAUGCUCAUGCAGUAAAUGUUUAUUACAGCUUACAAA
Molecule: messenger RNA, 2363 nt
Organism: Acanthochromis polyacanthus (spiny chromis)
Lineage: Eukaryota; Metazoa; Chordata; Actinopteri; Pomacentridae
Gene: sdhdb
Product: succinate dehydrogenase complex, subunit D, integral membrane protein b
Exons: 4
Coding region: 81-557 (158 amino acids)
Biological process (GO): tricarboxylic acid cycle; mitochondrial electron transport, succinate to ubiquinone
Cellular component (GO): mitochondrial envelope; membrane
Molecular function (GO): ubiquinone binding; heme binding
Source: RefSeq, a predicted model, not a curated record